UCCUCCUCACGUACUCUAUGAGGCCCUAUUCUAACUCUCGAGGCCCGUGCUGCUCGCAUCUUCUAGGCUCUGCGCAAUGAUUGCCCACCAUUCAUAUGCAAAAGCCCCCCGUCUGCUACAGUACACACGUCCUUUGAUAUUCCCCCCCUGUCUCCAAUUUUCCUCGCCACCAACUUCCCUUCUUGUUUGUUGUUGUUAUUAUUAUUAUUAUUAUUAUUAUGAUUUGGGCCUGCCUUUUUCUCCCCCUGCCAAGAAAGAUAUUUGUGCGGAAUUACAGUUCCUGGAAGUCGCAACGCACUAAACAGGGUGCAUGCGACCUUUUGCAGGAAUUCUCCUCAAAAGCUGACCAGCAGACUGCGAUUUUUUUCUAAUUUUAGUUCCUAGCUUGCGAAUUUGUGUGGUGUUUGUUGGAUGCUUGCAUGGAGGAGGUUUGGGCUGUUGAUUGUACAAGUUUCAUGUGUGUGACAUGAUUUUUUGUGACCUCAGAUGGGGAUGGUGACCAUGACUCGUCGGGCGUCCAAAUACUCAGGCACUACGAAGUUAUUUGAACUAAUUUCGUUUUGAUGUUUCGAAAAUACGCUGUCUGUUUGAAAAAACGAGAAAACCUGUAUGUAGGGUCCUUAGUUCAAGGUCCGAAGGUCUUGAGGAGUCACUCAGUGUACGUGGAAUGCUACCUCAAGUUGUUGCGUGGAGAUACUCUCGACUACACCUGGAACAACUUCUGCAAGACAAGGCGACUCCAUGUGCGUAGAUACUGUGGCGGAGUUUUCGGCGCUGUCUCCUCUGGAGAGCUACUAGCAUUGUGGCAUGAGUCUUGGUCGCUGGCAAAAGCGCACUGAAUUAUAUUUGAAGUCUAGGACUAUUUCGUUGGUCGCCGCGAAAAUUUUAAUUUGAAGCAGGGGAGCGUCCUUUUAGACUGGGGAUGGACGCUUACAUUUGCCCGCAUAAUUAUUAGUCCCAGCUGUGUUUCUCUGUGGCGAUUUGUAGGAUUGGAGCUGGCAAAUUACGAAACUAAUUUCUGACUAAGUUUGCAUGGUUGCGGAGCAUUGUUCGCGCUAGAUGCCUCUUUGCAAAUGGUGGAGUAAAGUUGACUCAUCACAAACUUUCACAUGUUCGACUUGAUGGAGAAGUAAAAUCCCGGUUUAAGUGGCUUCCAUCAGGUUUCGGCUCUGUGUGUUAACAACAUUGGAUUUCAUUGUGGAAAGGGAACUUGCAUUACGUUCUGCAAUCGCAAGUGGACGACCUCUUAGAUUUUGGGUCAAGCUCAGGCGACGGCAGCAAACACUGAUUACUCUCUGAUGUUGCCAAUCCACUUCCGAUGAUAACUUUGGGGUUCAUAGACCUAAGAUGGUUGUUGAAGCUUCUCGACAGUUGUGGUGCAUGGUUGAUAUUUUUCAGAAAGAACGCUGGUUGGAGUUAGGGUUGUAUCGGGAAAGGACAAUUUGAUGCCUGCUACUACUCUGAGAGAGGGAGAUGAAUCGUUGUGCAUCUCCGAUGUGAUCUCAAUUGGCUGCCGAGGAAUCGGGUCUAUUUUGAAGUUUGUAGUGGAUAACACAGUUCUAUAUGGCCACCACACCGUCUACAUGCAAACAAAUAAGCUUAACAGGAAUGGCGCUUGUAUUUGGUGGUCAAUCAACGAGAGGGCUUCUGUACCUUCAUGCUCGGAUUCCUCCUCACAUGGUGAUCCGAGGCGCUACAAUCGUCCACCUGCCUUUCUAUGGACCUGAAUCUGAUAUAAUUGAAUAAACCGAAUCAUAGUGCUGCCUUCUGUGGCACAGUUUCUUCGAUUUUCUUCUCAGGCAUACUUGUCGCGGAUUUAUUUCUAUUGUUGGUGCGCUAGUGACUGGCCCCAGAAUCAUUUGUGGCCUCAGUUUCACAGUUUCCGGCAAUUUUUAAGGAAAGCAAACCCUAACACUCGUCAGACUUUUUGAAAGGGAACAAGGAAACAGGAACAAUGACAGGUGGAGAGAGCAGCAGUACUGGCCAUGUUCUGAGACGGCAGAGUAGCGCAACUGUUUGCGCCGAAUUCAAUUAUCGUUUGGGGAAAACCAUGGGAUUUGGUGCCUUCAGCAAAGUCAAGUCUGCAACUCAUGUUCUCACUGGUCAGAAGGUUGCCAUCAAGAUCAUCAAUAAAGAGAAGAUGAAAGACAUGGAAGAUAAAGUAAGGAGAGAGCUGAAGAUUAUGCAGAUGGUUACGCACCCCCACAUUGUGCGCUUGUACGAGAUUAUUGAAACCCGUUCAGACAUAUACGUGGUCAUGGAAUAUGUUGAAUCUGGAGAUUUGUUUGACUUCAUCGUUCUUCAUGGCCGUCUGCAUGAAGAUGAUGCUCGUCAUUUUUUCCAGCAGAUAAUAGCAGGUGUGGAGUAUUGUCACAAGAACAAGGUUGUACAUAGAGACUUAAAGCCUGAAAAUCUGCUACUGCAUGCGAAGAGGCGAAGUGUGAAGAUUGCGGAUUUUGGGUUAAGUAAUAUUAUGCGUGAUGGUCAUUUUCUGAGAACAAGCUGUGGAAGCCCCAAUUACGCUGCUCCAGAAGUAAUUCAACGCAAGUAUUAUGCAGGCCCUGAAGUUGACGUCUGGAGUUGCGGUGUGAUAUUGUACGCUAUGUUGUGUGGAAUUUUGCCAUUCGAUGACGAAAAUAUCACUAGUUUGUAUCAGAAAAUUACGGAUGGUAUUUAUACGCUACCAAGCCAUUUAUCCUCCCAAGCAAGGGAUCUCAUCACUAAGAUCUUGAACACAGAUCCUCUUACUCGAAUCACCAUACCAGAAAUACGGUGUCAUCCCUGGUUUCAGUUGCAUCUUCCUCGCUAUCUUGCUUUGGGGACUCCACAUUAUAUUCAAAACUUGAAAUUCAUUGAUGAAGAUGUCUCGUCCUUAGUAGAAAAAAUUGGCUUCGACAAGAAAUGGCUGGUAGAUUGUCUUCAGAGGCAAGAACAAACCAAGGCAACGGUGACUUACUACCUAAUACUGGACAGUCAGCGAUCCCACAACCCAGAUGACUACCUUGAGACUGAAUAUGAAGAUCUGGAUGAGUCUGGUGAGGGAAGUGAAAGUGCGUCCAAGUCUGAUGCAUCCACCAUUGUGGAACCAGCUCAAGAUGUAGUUCACCUCAGUAGCAGCCUGAUGACACCAAUCGCGGCGUAUGCAGCGAGACCCUUGAUAAGCGUCUUGCAAAACGGGAGUUGGGCUGUUGGUCUCCAGUCUCAGGCCCAUCCCAGUGAGAUUAUGAUGGAAAUAUUGAAAACUUUGCAAGACUUGGAUAUAAACUGGAAAACCGUAGCGCCCUACUGCAUCAGGUGCAGAUGGGUGUCUCAUAUUUCCUCGCUUAUGGUUAAUAAAAGUCACGGGUCAUCAGUUAGUACCAGCCUGAGUGAGUCGCCAAUGACCCUGGGGUCGUUACCAACCAGUGAGAUCAGCCCAGUGACAGAUUCCAGUCCAUUGGAAGAUGCGGAAUUAGAGGAGCAUUUUGUAGUAAAAUUUCAGCUCCAGGGACGUCCAACUUUGGCGUUCAACUUUGGUGUUCUUAAACAGCGUAAUUGUCGUGGUGCUGUGAGCUUUACAAGACGAGAGAGAGGAAGUACUUGCUGGAUAUACAACGAAUAGAUGGCCCCACCUUUUUGUUUAUGGAUCUUUGCACUGCAUUUUUGGCAGAAAUUGGGGCAGUUUGAUUGUGCUAUCGGUCAGCACAUUCACUCAAGUCUUCAUUGCGGUUAUAUGGUCUUUCUGUUUCAGAAUUGGAUCUGACUGGUUUGUCCUACGCUUUGCCGCUCAUUCUUAUUUGUGUGUAUACCACCAUUGUAGCUCAUUGUCAUGUUAUUUGACCUGAUUCUUACAUCCAAUAAUUUUUUGCUGAACAGAUCUAUUUCCUGUUCAGUUUAGUUCGAUACUACUUAGUUCCAGUUUAUUUUUAUGCUGUGAUCAGAAUUGUGGCGCUUUCUGCCAUGAGCUGCGAGUAGGAAAGGAUCGUAGAGGUUGUGCAGUAGUGCAUUCUUAAAGUUAUGCCUUGAGGAGAUCGUGGGUCCUCAUUCAUCUAGACAGUAUCAACACUUUUUUUUCACAUGUAAAGCAAUGCUACGAGAGUGAGCACUCGUCUGCUAGACACCUUUGAUGAACUAAUCUUUUAUUUCUUGUAAAGCUAGAGCAUAUUUUGUAUUUGGAGUACGGAGUCUGUACACUAUUCUGUACCACUUUGAGUAGAUUACUAACACCAAAUCCGGUGUUUUCCUGCA
Messenger RNA from Physcomitrium patens, 4227 nucleotides. RefSeq names its product SNF1-related protein kinase catalytic subunit alpha KIN11. Gene Ontology annotation, biological process: intracellular signal transduction; protein phosphorylation. Gene Ontology annotation, molecular function: ATP binding; protein serine/threonine kinase activity. Lineage: Eukaryota; Viridiplantae; Streptophyta; Bryopsida; Funariales; Funariaceae. Gene Ontology annotation, cellular component: cytoplasm. The record is from RefSeq and is a predicted model, not a curated record.